Parathielavia appendiculata is the source of this 1773-nucleotide messenger RNA. RefSeq lists its product as uncharacterized. Bases 1 to 1773 code for a protein of 590 amino acids. The transcript has a single exon. The record is from RefSeq and is a predicted model, not a curated record. Lineage: Eukaryota; Fungi; Ascomycota; Sordariomycetes; Sordariales; Chaetomiaceae.
AUGGCUGCGCCCUCACCACACCCCGCCAUUCCCCGGAGAGGCUCGCCUGCGCCCGACUCCCUCCCCAGACCGGCUCUCGGUGCCACGGCCAUGUCCCGCUGCUUUUCGACGGGCUCGACCGUGUCGCACGGUUCUGCAACCACUGAAUCUUCCAAUUUCCGCGAAUCCCUCGGCAGCGACGUCUCUUCUUUCUCCCGACAUUCAUCCGCCAGCUAUCGCCCCGCCGACAUCGAUACCAGCGGAGAUCGACUGCGUCCGAGGGAUUCGACCGGCAGCUUAGAAACACCGAACACUGCGAGGAGCUCAAGCAGGCGUCGGGGCUACAUGCGGCCACAGGGCACCGACUUUGCCGCCAGCGCUCGCGCUCGGGAGAGUGUGCUCAGCUUGGGCAGCAUCGCCCAUCUGCAGUAUUACUUUGCCCGCACAGGCUUGCUUGAUGGCAAAGGGGGGCGCCUAGCCCGAAGACGGGACAACAAGGCCCACACUCUGGACUUAUCCGCCCUGGAUCCGAGCGUAUUUUUGACACCGAAGCCUGGCAGCGACCACGAUUCGAGCUACGCAUCCAUGGGGAGCAGCCCGGACUUGACGGCAUACAAUGGCUUCUCCAGUGUUGUUGGCCUGGGCGCCGGCUCAAUGGUGGAAUCGCCUGUGGAGGAGUACCAGCCGGACCAGCAAGAUGAAGAUUAUUUUUCGGACGAUUUUGAAGUAGACCCGAACAUGCCACCGCCCACUGCGAGCACCUACAAGCAUCGCGAGAAGCCGGUGCCCAAACCGCCAUCAGUCGCCGAGCUGAGGCGCGACCUGACGAGCUCUAUGGACGUUGCCGAAAAGACUUUGCGCGAGAUUAGAAACGCGAAAAUACCGGCCGGGCUCACCAUCAACAUUGAGUCGGCAGAUGCACAGCAAAGCUCCGAGGAGCCGCAGCCCUCCGACUCGCGGCGGCCCUCAAUUUCGACCGCCGGCUGGUAUGAGAUCCAAGGGAUGAACAUCCUCGAUGUCAUGACGCUAGCCAUCCGGGCCGCCAAGAUCUACUACACAUCUCACGACAGGCCCGACCGUCUGGAUGCGAUCAAGUCGGAAAAGGAGCUGCGCGGCGAGUUGCUAUCCGUCAUGGACAUUCUGAAGCGCAUGGCGACUAGGGGUUUUGCUGGCGGCAUGCGAGACGACGAAUUCCGCACCAUGGAUGGCUGGAUUGCCGGCCUGCGCGCCAUGCUGGUCGCCGAGGACGCCAUAGAGGCACAAGAAGUCGCCGAGCGGUCAUCGUGGACCUGGCUCAGGCCCGAAGGCUGGGAGGGUCGCGAGUUUGAGCGCGAAGAAGCAUUCAUGCGCGCCAUGCUCAAGGGCUGUCCCGACCCCAUCGAAAACAUGCCAACCAUCCCCGCGUGGAUACCCAUCGACCUGACGCAGCCGUUAGAAUCACAAACCCUCCCAACCCCGUUCCUUGCCGCACUUUCAAACGGGCAGCGCCUGGUCCAGCUGCACAAUUGCGCAGUCCGCAAGUCUCGCAGGCGAUUCGGCGCCAUCCCCACCUUUUACGCCGACACGCAAAAGCCGUACCGCGCCGCGGAUAACCUGCGCUACUGGCUCAAGGCGGCCGAGCUCCGCUGGGAGGUUCUGCUCAAGGCCGACCCGCUCGGCCUGCAGUACAACACCAGCCCGGCGCUGUGGGUUGAGUUUGAGGACGCCGUGUUGCAGUGGUGCCGCAAGGUGCGCGAGGAAAUUGCCGCGGAGCUGCGGGAGGUGGAGGCGGCGACCGCCGCGACACCUGCAUGA